AUGCGUGAAUGCAUAUCUAUACAUGCUGGACAAGCAGGUGUACAAAUUGGUAAUGCCUGCUGGGAAUUGUAUUGCUUAGAACAUGGAAUCCAGCCAGAUGGACAAAUGCCAUCAGACAAAACCGUAGGAGGAGGCGAUGAUUCUUUUAAUACUUUUUUUAGUGAAACAGGUGCAGGAAAGCAUGUGCCAAGAGCAGUUUUCAUUGAUUUGGAACCCACAGUGGUAGAUGAAGUGCGAACUGGCACUUACAGGCAGUUAUUUCAUCCCGAACAGUUAAUUACUGGGAAAGAAGAUGCAGCAAACAACUAUGCCAGGGGUCAUUAUACUAUAGGAAAGGAAAUCGUGGAUCUAGUUUUAGAUAGAGUACGUAAAUUAGCCGAUCAGUGUACUGGUUUGCAAGGCUUUCUUAUAUUCCAUUCCUUUGGAGGAGGUACUGGUUCUGGAUUUGCCUCUCUACUAAUGGAAAGGUUAUCUGUGGAUUACGGUAAAAAAUCCAAAUUAGAAUUUGCAAUAUACCCAGCGCCACAAAUAUCUACUGCUGUAGUUGAACCUUAUAAUUCUAUUUUAACUACACAUACAACAUUAGAACAUUCGGAUGCAGCUUUUAUGGUUGACAAUGAGGCUAUAUAUGAUAUUUGUAGAAGAAAUUUAGAUAUAGAAAGGCCUACAUAUACAAAUCUAAAUAGACUUAUCGGGCAAAUUGUUUCUUCAAUCACGGCUUCUCUUCGUUUUGAUGGAGCAUUAAAUGUAGAUCUUACGGAGUUUCAAACUAAUUUAGUGCCGUAUCCCCGUAUUCAUUUCCCAUUAGUAACUUAUGCUCCUGUUAUAUCAGCAGAGAAAGCAUACCACGAGCAACUAUCUGUUGCUGAAAUCACUAACGCCUGUUUUGAACCUGCAAACCAAAUGGUAAAGUGCGAUCCUCGACAUGGAAAAUAUAUGGCAUGUUGUAUGUUAUAUCGGGGCGAUGUAGUACCUAAAGAUGUAAAUGCUGCCAUAGGAACAAUUAAAACAAAACGCACAAUUCAAUUCGUGGACUGGUGCCCUACAGGAUUUAAAGUUGGCAUAAACUAUCAGCCACCAACUGUUGUACCAGGAGGAGAUUUAGCAAAAGUACAACGUGCAGUUUGUAUGCUCUCGAAUACAACUGCAAUUGCUGAGGCUUGGUCCAGAUUAAAUCACAAAUUUGAUUUAAUGUAUGCUAAACGAGCUUUUGUUCAUUGGUAUGUUGGAGAAGGUAUGGAAGAAGGAGAGUUUUCAGAAGCCCGUGAGGAUCUUGCAGCAUUGGAAAAAGAUUACGAAGAGGUUGGCAUGGAUUCUGGGGAAGGAGAGGGAGAAGGUGGAGAAGAAUAU
This is a messenger RNA of Brenthis ino (lesser marbled fritillary), 1350 nucleotides long. The record is from the annotation of a GenBank genome assembly. Lineage: Eukaryota; Metazoa; Arthropoda; Insecta; Lepidoptera; Nymphalidae.